AAAACCCGACUACUCUUUAAAUACCAGGUGACGGGAUGCGACACAGUGGUAUUUACAUCAUGUCUCUGACUCUUAGCAUGACUCCUUGUAGUGUGCGUCAUAGGAGUGAGUUGUUUACCGAUGCCGGUGGCAGUGUAGUUGGUGUGUGAAGUGUUCUUAAGCGUGACGUUAUGGCAGCAGCUAUGAUAGAUUCAGGGAAACAGUGUAAUAUUCAGUCCUUUGCAGUGCUUGAUUUAGAAACAACAGGCUUACCAGCGUUUGAAUGCAACAGAACUAGAAUAACAGAAUUGAGCAUUGUAGCCGUAACUAGAAAACAUAUUAUCGAGACCGGGAAGUCAAAAGAGAAGCUUCCUAGAGUGCUGCAGAAGCUAAACCUAUGUAUUUACCCAAAAAAAAGAAUAUCACUCGAGUCCUCUCAAAUGUCAGGACUGUACAAUGACACACUAGAGGACUGUAGCCCAUUUGAUGAUGAUGUGUUCAUGUUAUUGGAUGCAUUUCUCAGACGACUGCCUCAACCUGUGUGCUUAAUUGCACACAAUGGUUUUAGGUUUGACUUCCCAAUACUUCAGACUGAACUAUACAGAUUGGGAAAGGUACUUGCAGACGACAUAUUAUGUGCGGACUCCUUGAUGGCCUUUCGGAAACUCCUUGAACAGAAAGAAAUAACCAAUGGUGUAUCAUGCAUAGAAAUAAGAAAUGAACAGACUGUUAGUGUCACAGCUUCAGAUGGAUAUGAUGAUAUUCUCUGUGAUGUUGUAGACAAGGUUGAGGCAAAAUGUUUAGCAAGUGCUGAUAUCGUAUUUAGUGAUGAUGCAAAAUAUGACUAUAAGCAACAAGAACUAGAAAAAACACCAACCCAGGGUAUUGCACAAGCAAAUUCUCCCCCUAAGCUCAAACCUCAUGAGAACAAACCAAGCACUUCAGAAAAAACAAGUAGCAAGGUUAGAAAACGCUUGUUUGAUGAAACAAACAAACAUGAAAUUGAAUCUAAAGUAUUGAAAAGAUUUAGGUUGGGAGAUGUAUACGAAUUUUUGUUGGGGAAAAACCCUGAAAACUGUCACCAUGCCGAAGGGGAUACAUUGAGUCUCUUGCAGUGCAUAGUUACAAAGGGUUCAGAAUUUACUGAAUGGGCUGACAAUAAUGCAAAGCUUUUCAGUACGAUACAAAAGUUGUCAUACUGAUGAAAGCUCUGCACAGUGUAGUUAUGUUUGUAACCAUUUUAUGUUUUUUUAUAGUUUUAAAAUGCUGUUAAUAUUUGAAUAUGUUUUAAUGAACUAUGUAAUGUGCCUUCUUGCAUUCAGCAUUACUUGGUGUUUUUUAUAUACUAAUGAAAUCGUGUGAAUGUUUUAUCCUGUUUUGAGAGGAAGUCUGGAAUGCAAAGAGAAAUUUUAUAUUGUCGUAUAUUGUACAUCAGUCACUAUUCAAGAGCACUGAUAAUCAUAUUUUUAAUAUAAUACAUGUAUCACUGCUGAUAGGAACAUAAUGUUUCAAAUUGUAUUUACCUUGUGACAGAUAAUGUAAUUUUUUACUUCUAUUAAAUGUAUGUUUGCUGUC
Schistocerca gregaria is the source of this 1554-nucleotide messenger RNA. RefSeq lists its product as uncharacterized. NCBI's taxonomy places the organism in Eukaryota, Metazoa, Arthropoda, Insecta, Orthoptera, Acrididae. Gene Ontology annotation, molecular function: nucleic acid binding; 3'-5'-DNA exonuclease activity. Bases 171 to 1181 code for a protein of 336 amino acids. The transcript has 3 exons. The record is from RefSeq and is a predicted model, not a curated record. Gene Ontology annotation, cellular component: cytoplasm. Gene Ontology annotation, biological process: DNA catabolic process.